This is a messenger RNA of Phoenix dactylifera (date palm), 1528 nucleotides long. RefSeq names its product protein STAY-GREEN 1, chloroplastic-like. Gene Ontology annotation, biological process: chlorophyll catabolic process. Lineage: Eukaryota; Viridiplantae; Streptophyta; Magnoliopsida; Arecales; Arecaceae. The record is from RefSeq and is a predicted model, not a curated record.
UUCCCACACGCAUACUCCCACCGAGAUGCCCGGAGCUGUCGUCUCCCCGUAAGCAACGAAGAAAGCAAAGGCUCUAGAUCUCUCCCGCAGUUCCCAUAUAUUUCGUCUACAUCCUAUAGCCUCAGCCCUCGGCACACGCGAUAGUAUCCCAGACAGAAACCUACUCCCAUCAAAUCUGUGGAAAAUUAGAGAGAGCCUUGACUCUGUCCAACUUCUCUCCUAGCCUUGGAAUCUCCAAUUUCCACGCUAUUUUUCUCUUCCUUCCUAUUCUUCUUAUAGUUUUCUUUGUGCUCUAUUCCCAGUUUCCCCAUUUUGAAGGCCAUACAGGAUGGGGUGCAGCACUACUCUGUUCCUGGUUCCUACCCAAUUAAAGCAACACCCUUCUUCCUUGGAUCUCAAGAGAACCCCCUUCCUCCUCCUUGGGAAGCGGCCUAGACGAAAACGAGCCAUCGUUCCGGCGGCGAGGUUAUUUGGGCCGGCGAUCUUCGAGGCGUCCAAGUUGAAGGUAUCGUUCCUCGGAGUCGAUGAGGAGAAGCACCCCGGGAAGCUCCCCCGGACCUACACCCUCACCCACAGCGACAUCACCGCCAAGCUCACCCUCGCCAUCUCCAACACCAUCAACCGCGCCCAGCUCAAGGGCUGGUACAACCGGCUUCAGAGGGAUGAGGUGGUGGCAGAGUGGAAGAAGGUCCAGGGCAAGAUGUCCCUCCACGUCCACUGCCAUAUCAGCGGCGGCCACUUCCUCCUCGACCUCAUCGCCAACCUCCGUCACUACAUCUUCUGCAAGGAACUCCCAGUAGUGUUGGAGGCGUUUGUUCAUGGAGAUAGGAAUCUGCUCAACAAUUACCCGGAACUGGAGGAGGCUCUGGUGUGGGUCUAUUUCCACUCUAACCUGCCGGAGUUCAACAGGGUGGAGUGCUGGGGGCCGCUUCGUGACGCGGCUUCGGGGGGGCGGGGGGAGCCCGGGGAGUCGCCGCUGCCGCCGCCGCCGCCGGGGUCGUCGUGGGAGUGGCCGCAGCGGUGCCCGGUGGACUGCGACUGCUGCUUCCCGACCCGAAGCUUGAUCCCCUGGCCGCAUGACUUCGACUUCCACGAGAAGUACCGGGAAUCCGCCGGGCAACCGCAGUAGCAGCGAGGUGAUGAAAUGCUCCAGCAAUCUAAACUCUGGUGAUCGAGUAGCCUUGGGUUAAAAAGGGGGAAAGAAAAGCAGAGUCCAUUGCUGAUUCUUUAAAAUAUUGAAUUCUGCUCCAUAAACUAUGGUGUAUACAUUCGCAUAAAAUUGUGCUGUAAAAAGAUUAAAAGAACCGAUUGUGUAAAUAGUUGAAGGAAAUCCUGUAGCUUAGAAUUACUCAAUCCAAUUGGAUCUCCUGCGUGAUAUGACAAGAGCUGUCCAUGCAGGAAGAUAAGAUGGCACUCGCACAGCUACUAAAUUGCCCGGGCCCAGACGAACGGUGCGCCUAUGGAGGUUUUGAAGCGUAGUGAGAUGAGAGUUUCGUGUUAAUUUGAAUGGUAGGAAGGUGAACUAAUG